UUUGUGUCGUUACCUAACUGGGGGACCGGGCCCUUUCCAAAAAGCGAGCAGAGAAGCUCUGGGAAUGAGAGGGACCAUUUCAUCAAAAUGUCGGGCAAGAUGACAACUUUCCUUUUGUGGUGCAAAAAUAAUAAUCUCAUUCUGAACGAGAAGGUAAAGAUUUGUAAGGCAGGAUCAUGCCAUCGCUAUGGCAUGAUAGCAACACAAGAUAUCCAGAAGAAUGAAUGCUUGUUCACCAUUCCCAGAAAACUUCUACUUGAAGCCAAAACAUCAUCUAUUGCCAAUAUUAUUGUUGACAUAGAUGAAGAUUUAACAGAAUUAUCAGGAAGAGGGUCAGGAUGGGUGCCACUUCUUUUAUCCUUAAUGUAUGAGUAUACUAAUGCCGAGUCAUUUUGGAAACCUUACUUGGAUAUAGUACCAAGUUUAACAGAAUUGGACCAGCCCAUGUUUUGGAACAAAAAGGACAGAAAAUGCCUUUUGAAAGACACAGAAAUAUUUGAUGAUGUUGAACAGGACCUAAAGUGUAUUGAAAAGGAGUAUAAUGAGGUAGUUAAAGGAUUUAUCAAGAAACACGAAGAUAAGUUUGACUUGAGCAUACAUUCUUUGGAUCUCUACAAGCACAUGGCAUCAUUUUUGAUGGCUUAUAGCUUUACAGAAAAUGGUUGUCAUGGUAACUGUACCCCUGUCAUGGUUCCGAUGGCUGACAUACUAAAUCACCAUAGCAAAAACAAUGCACAUUUGGAGUUUGCUAAAGAUGAACUGAAGAUGGUAUCAACACAGGCUAUAACUAAGGGUCAAGAGGUGUUCAAUACAUAUGGUCAACUGGCCAACUGCCAUCUUUUACAGUCUUAUGGAUUUGUAGAGAAAACUCCAAACCCUUAUGACUUUAUUGAGAUUUCGGUUGGCAUGUUUUAUGGAGUUUUGCAAAAGCAGGUCACUUCAAAACAUGAAGCCAGGUUGCUUGAUGCCAAAUUUCAAUUCAUGGAAGAAUUGGGUCUUGUUACUAGUGAAGACAGUUUUCCUUUUGAUCUGAAGGGAUGUCAAAUAUCAGGAACUGAUCUGCUUCUUUUUUUGAAGUUUCUACAUCUUUCYGAGUCAGAGCUGCACUUGAUAGUGAACCAAGAAAACAUUGAUAUACCAAAUGAACUAUGUGAUCUAAUAACUCAUUUUAAACUAUGCAAUGAGGAGCAGAAAAUAUCAAGCUAUGAAGUUUUAAACAGAGCUUUAAAUUUCAAAGAAAGAAAAAGGAAAAAAGGUGCAGAAACAGAACAGUUGGAAAAGCCUAAACCAAAGUUGGCUAAACGAUUGUGCCGUGGACUUAGCAAAAAUGAAAAUGUGUCUGGUGAAAAAAAUGUUACUAUUGACAUUGGUGUAGCAGAUGGUAGCAGCAUUAACUAUGGAGAUGAUAGUGAUCCCGAAGAAAGUGAUUGCGUUGACUAUUAUGUAGAUGGUGAUGAUUACGGUGAUAAAAAUGAUGUUUUUGAUGAAUAUAUGGAAGAAGACGACGGGGAUGACGAUAACGACAAUGAAGUUAAUGAUUAUGGCCUUGUAUCUGAGACCGAGGAAGAUGAAGAACUAGAUCACAUAACAUAUGAGCAAAUGAGUGAAUUUUCACUGAACUGGAGGAAGACACUCAGCAGUGUUGCCAAAGAGUGUUCCUUGAAAGUUGAUGUUAUAUUAAAAGACAAGAAACUUGAUGUGGAAAAGGAAUUUCAUUCUCGUGAACACGCAAUUAGACAUAUCCUGCUUAGUUUGAGAAAUAUACUUCAAUUAGUGAUCAAAUUAGAAAGGAAUUCCAGCAGUUGACAGAACAAGCUUAAAAAAAAGGAUAGAACAAAAGCUGUGACUUUGGUUGAUUUGAACAGAUUAGAUAGGCAGAACAGGUAUUGGUAUAAACAGAAUAUACAUUUUUUAGUAUUACCAUUCUGAUUGGCUAUGCUACUCUGGGUCUAUCUUCAAUAGUCCUCGACUAGUGAAAAUUGGCACCUUUGAUUUUCUUAAUAUUGCAAGUCAAAGCAAUGUGUUAAGAACCAUUUUAUGCUUGCAUGUCCACUCAAACCAUCUUUCACCAGCGUGUAGUAAAUUUAAAAUUAUCACUUGUUAAGCAUGCCAAGCGUGUCAAACGAAGUCAGCAAUAAUUUAUGCAAAUUUAAUUGAACGUGUAAGCGCAAAGUUUUAGCAAUAAAACAAUUUUGUUACUCGA
Messenger RNA from Exaiptasia diaphana, 2203 nucleotides. RefSeq names its product N-lysine methyltransferase setd6. Gene Ontology annotation, molecular function: protein-lysine N-methyltransferase activity; protein binding. Lineage: Eukaryota; Metazoa; Cnidaria; Anthozoa; Actiniaria; Aiptasiidae. Gene Ontology annotation, biological process: peptidyl-lysine monomethylation. Gene Ontology annotation, cellular component: nucleus. The transcript has 10 exons. The annotation marks the transcript as partial. The record is from RefSeq and is a predicted model, not a curated record.